AUGCGCUUCAUAUUCCUGAUAUACUUGAUUUUCGGAUUAACUCCCCAUAUACACGGGGGAGUGAUUCAGGAGACGUUGGACAUCCUUCAGACGAUCAAUCACGUGACAAAGGCGAUCCUUAAGGCCGUGAAUACGAUUGAGAGCAUUCCUGUGGCGGAAAUCACGGCCGGAAGCCUGAUCUACUCUAGACAAAACCAGUUGUUGGAUAAAAUGGCAGAGGUCAGUGCCAGGAUCGUUGAGCUGGAGAAGCAGCAAGAACGCAACACGGACCUGACCAUCCAGAUGCUGCGGAAUAUGUGGGACAAAACGGAGCUACUGUUGCAGAUCGAUCGCCUGAACGUAGUGACCACAUUAAUAAAUCUCCGCUACAACCAGCUGGGCGACUACGAGCGACACCGCGACGCUCUGGAGCCGAUCACGCUGCUCAAGUUCACCCAAUGGAACGUUGAUCCCAGUCCCAAUUCGCUCCUCACGCAGGUGGAGCAGCUGCAUGGCAGCCUCUACGGAUGUGAGCCUUAUGCUGGAGCCGACAAACUGGACUACUCGCAAACGCUGAUCUGGCGGCUCACCCAGCGCUUUCAGGACUCUCCGGAGCAAAUGUGCCUGGCCAAACAGUCCGCCCAGCAGUUUGCCUACAAACUCUUCAGCAAGGCGGCCGUGACGGAGCUGAAGGCCUACUUCAUGAUGGAGUUCUCCUGGAUGGUGCAGCGGAAAAUGGGGCGCGGAAACUUCACCCAGGAACUUUUACUCAUGCGCACCAACCACCAGAAGCGUCUGGACGCUGCUGUAGAAAUUCUUCAGGAUGUGAUGAACAAAAGUGACCGCAUCUACUGGCGCUGUGAUCCCGAAAAAAAUAAGCAUGUGGAGGGGGAGACGUACGACCGAGUCACUCGGCUGCUGCAGGGCUUUGUGGAGAACGAGAUCAACUUGCACAGCGAUCAGUCUUGCUGGAACACCUGCGACGAUUAUCACGACACUCGUUCCAACGGUUGCUAUCAGCCGGAGCAGGAACUGUGUGGCCAGCAGCCCUCAUGCAAUGGGAGGCUCUACAACUGUGGACUCAUCGACUCGGACAUGACCAUUUGCCCUGCCCAAGAGAACGGAACUCGGCGCUAUGAAUACAUACACUACGACGAUGGCACCACUCUGGGCGGGAAAAGUGCCGGCUGCAAGUCAAAGGAAAAGAAGGCUGACUCCUGGACGCGCUGGCUCGUGAUGCGCUGUCACUAUUGCUUCUGCCUGUGCGACGAGCCCGGACCACUGUCCGAUCGCUACUUCAAUCUGCGGGCCAGCAUGUCUGAUUUCAUGCGCAAUCGGAUCGUGACCGGAGUGCGAUUUGUGAAGAGCCAAAGGGUGUUCCAUCUCCAACUACAGCAAGGACAGCUUCUGUCCUACGGAGCCAUAAACUCAAGCACACUGGAAUGGCUUCCUCUGGACGACUACAACGUGAGCGAUGCCGACAUCCGGAACGACUACGACUACCACACCCUGAGCGCAGACAGCCGAUCCCUAGAUCUGGACGAGAUUGUGUCCAAUGCCACGGAUCAAGUAGUAACCGGCGUCCGAUUCCGAAUCUUCAAAAAGCACCUCAACCUGGAGGUGCGCUUUACUCCCUUCAAUUUCUCCACUGGCCUGCUAGUGGAGCCGCAGACGAAGAGUUUCUGGCUGGGAAACCACAACACGGAUCUCGACGGCGCUCGCCAGAAGCUAAUACUAAAGGAGUCCGACCUGCCCACCGCUUCGGAGAUGCCAUCGCUGCCGCUCUCCCAGACUAAUCAGUACAUGGAGUUUGUCAGUUCCAGUCGGGAGAAAGACGUGGCCCAGAAUACGCUGCCCUUUAUCGACAUUCAGGAGGUGGUGCCCCACCCCGCUGUACCCUUGUCGGGGCUGGGAAUUUACCAUAAAGGACGAUCUGGCUACGGGGGUUUCUUUGCUCCCAAGGUGGUGACCUAUGAUUUUGCCAAACACCUAACUGAGCCGCGUAAAUAAGCUCAUAAAAUAUAAUAUAAGUUUUUUAAAUUUAAUUCUCUUUUCACAAUACUACAUUAUAACAAUACAGAAACAAAUAAACCGCAAAAACUUAAAA
Drosophila bipectinata is the source of this 2086-nucleotide messenger RNA. RefSeq lists its product as uncharacterized. NCBI's taxonomy places the organism in Eukaryota, Metazoa, Arthropoda, Insecta, Diptera, Drosophilidae. The record is from RefSeq and is a predicted model, not a curated record.